This is a messenger RNA of Trichoderma citrinoviride, 1170 nucleotides long. RefSeq lists its product as hypothetical. The record is from RefSeq and is a predicted model, not a curated record. NCBI's taxonomy places the organism in Eukaryota, Fungi, Ascomycota, Sordariomycetes, Hypocreales, Hypocreaceae. Bases 1 to 1170 code for a protein of 389 amino acids. The transcript has 2 exons.
AUGAAGCUGCCAUUUGCAGAACCGACGUUCCCUCCGACGCCUCCCAGGUCCCCAAUCCAAUGGACCGGCAGGUUCAGCGCUCCGAUCAUCUCUCACGUUUCCGACGAACCCAAGCGAUCUAUUGACCACCUACCACCCGAAAUCAUCUGCAUGGUCAUGGGCAAUCUCACGUCGAGGUUCGACCUGCGGAACUUGGGAGCCAGCUCGUUCUACUUGGCGGCCGUGCUCAACCAACACAGGAUUUCCAUUCUCAAGACGAUGCUGGGCAAGAUGCUGGACCCGUCCAACUUGGACAUCUGCCUGCUGACCAUGGGCAUCCUGCAAGUCAGCCGCAAGGGUGACGAGGUUUGGCAGUGCCUGUGGGCUCUCUCGCAACGCCCGACGCUGGACGCGAUCCACGACGCCGAGACGCUCUGCAGCAUGCUCGACCUGACGCUGUACAUUGAGUACAUGCUGACCAUUUACACUUAUCCCAAGCAUCCAGACGGCUUCUGGAGACGCGCGCUGCGCAAGUACGCCAACCGCUGGCCUGAGGGCAACGUUCCCGACGGCUUCGUCUCCAUCAACUCCAAGACAAAAGAGGAGCUGCAACAAGUUGCCUCCCGGCUCUGGAACGUGCGAGACGCCGCCCUGGGUAACAGCCCCGACGCGGAGCCCCGGGCCGAGCACUCAGCCGAGCUCAUGACGCUGUUCCAGCGGGAGAUGUUUUCCGCGGAGCUGAAGCUGCGCUGCGACCUGGUGGCACAGCUGGGCCACAGCGUGCCCGAGUGGAUGUGCGAAGAGGCGCCCGGCGACGGCGUGCAGAGCUUCCUCGAGCUGCUCGUGCACGCCAUGGCUCGCUGCUGGAACCGCGACGACGGCGAGGUGUGGACGGAGAUGAACCGCUCGUCGUGGGCCGAGGGCAGAGCGCUGGGCAUUCGCUUCUACAUCUGCCUGGCCAUGUUCAUGCCGCAUUCCGCGAGCGCCGACGACGUCGACGAGAUUUGCACUGCCAUUGAAUCGUUCAUGUCGUACUAUCGGACUCCCGACAUCUGGGGCGAGGCGUAUCAGUGGUUCUUUGAGUUUCAUGACGCCGCGUGGGACGGGCUGUGGAAGCACACAUUGGAAUUUUGCCGGCAGUUGGAUGACGGGCUUGUGGAUGACAUUAAUGGAGGGACUGAUUACUUUUGA